Aspergillus luchuensis is the source of this 375-nucleotide messenger RNA. RefSeq lists its product as uncharacterized. The transcript has a single exon. The record is from RefSeq and is a predicted model, not a curated record. Bases 1 to 375 code for a protein of 124 amino acids. NCBI's taxonomy places the organism in Eukaryota, Fungi, Ascomycota, Eurotiomycetes, Eurotiales, Aspergillaceae.
AUGGGCUCUAGAAGUGAGGAAAUCUUGGGCCGCCGGUUGUUCCUGUGGGCCAGCAAAUCCAGCAAAUCCAUCCACUUUCUUCUCGAUUUUCACUUUCUGGCGGGUCCCCCACCCCUCUCUCUCUGUCUGGCUGGCUUCUCUCCACUCCACUUACUCACUUUCCUGUGUGGCCCCCCCCUCCCUCUCUCUCUCGCUCGCUCUCGCUCUUUCGCUCUUUCCCCCCGGGUGCUCGACGUUUCCGUGCAGGUUCUGAGAACUUUUGAAGGGGUCCUGAUCGGCAUCACCUCACUCCACCCACCACUGGCCCGUCCUGCCUUGUUUCUUCCACUCUUCUCUCACUCACACCCUCUGGAUAUGGCUGGUCCUCUUAUUUGA